UUCUUCUCCCCUGUUUCUGCACUCUGUUAAUGGCGGCGGCAAUUACUUACCAAGAAGAACACGGCCACGCCGGAAACGGCGAAAGUGGCCGGCACCGGCGGGAUAUUCAAGCAGCUUUUGCUAAAGCGGCGGAGCUCCAGGCACUUCACGCCGCCGCCAACCUCAGCCUACCCUCCGCCUCCCCUGUUUCUCGCCGUCUCUCUUCCCAAGAUUACCCUGUUUUCACCCCUAGUUAUGAAGAUGAACCACUCACCGGCUAUCACCAAAUUCUGUCGGAUUAUCGAAAACGCCACUCGAAAACUUGGGGCAACCGCGCUUUCGACAGCGGAAACAUUCAAGAAACAAUCUUGUCGGAUCACGAAACGAAUGCAAAUGAAUCCACACGAAAAGGGUUUUCUCAAUCCGAUCGAAAUUCUCGAAAUCCCGAUAACCUCUCCAAGAACAGCAUUAAAUCCAACGUUAUCGCCCCUUCAACGGAUUCCCACUCCUCGCUUCACUCGCAAUCGAGAAACAAAGGGACGAGCUUAUCUUGGCUAUUUCCGAAGCUAAAAACAAAGACGAAAAACGAGACGUUGAGGAAAGAGCUAAUCGAAGCGAAGGAUAGUAGAGAUUCAGCCUUGAUUGAAGUUGCCGAAACAAAAUCGUCGCUCGGGGAACUUGGACAAAAGCUCGAGUACUUAGAGACUUACUGCGAAGAACUCAAACGGGCCUUAAAACAGACCGUCGAAAUCAAGAAUACUAGCGCAGACAAUCCCAUGCCGGUUAGCGACGAAGUAAUGGUCGAGGGGUUCUUGCAAAUAGUAUCCGAAGCAAGAAUAUCGGUCAACCAACUCUGCAAGACUAUACUCGGUCAAAUCGGAGAUCAAAACGAACACAACUCGUUGAAUUCGCUCCUCAAACCCUACAAGCUCUCCCUACACUCGAAAAACUCGAAACUACUUCUCUGUCAUUUGGAAGCCAUUGUAAACCAAUCGCUCUACCAAGACUUUGAAAACUGCUCGUUCCGCAAAAACGGGUCCCCGAGUUUCCUCGACCCCCACGAAGAACGCAGGUCCCGUUUCGAAUUGUUUGUUAAGUUGAGGAACCUGAGCUGGGAGGAAGUUUUGAGAAAAGGGACGAGAUAUUACAGCGAGGAGUUUAGUAGGUUCUGCGAUCAGAAAAUGAGCGGGAUCGUAGGGAGCCUCGGUUGGAAUAUUCCGUGGCCGGAAGAUCUACUCCGAUCGUUUUUUGUGGCGGGAAAGUGCGUGUGGUUGUUGCACUUGCUUGCGUUCUCGUUUUAUCCGAAUUUGGGGAUAUUGAGAGUCGAUGAAAAUCGGAGUUUCGACGGUUGUUAUAUGGAGGAUGUGUUUGGGGAGAAGCAAAGAAAGAGUGGGAAUAGUUGUAGGGUGAAGAUUAUGGUAAUGCCUGGGUUUUAUGUGCAUGAUCAAGUGAUUAAGUGUAAGGUUCUUUGUAGAUAUAAGUAAGUGUGUGGAAAAGUGUGUUAGUGUGUCUAAUAGAAAUGCAAACGGUCGCGUACGAUUGACGUGGGUCGACUGAAUGAGAGCCUACAUCUACCAAACGAUCAAAGAGUAAUAUAUUGGUCGAGGGUAUUGCGUAUUACAUCAACUCUCAGCAAUCAAAUCGAUUCGUAAUCAUUGGUUGCUUGAUUUGCUCCGUU
Messenger RNA from Erythranthe guttata (spotted monkey flower), 1657 nucleotides. RefSeq names its product IRK-interacting protein. NCBI's taxonomy places the organism in Eukaryota, Viridiplantae, Streptophyta, Magnoliopsida, Lamiales, Phrymaceae. The record is from RefSeq and is a predicted model, not a curated record.